CCUUCCCUGGAGCUGAGAUCCUCUGCCUUCCCUGGAGCUGAGAUCCCUCUACCUUCUCUGAGCCGAGAUCCCUCUGCCUUCCCUGGAGCUGAGAUCGCUCUACCUUCUCUGAGCUGAGAUCCUUCUGCCUUCCCUGUAGCUGAAAUCGCCCUGUCUUCUCUACAGCUGAGAUCGCUUUGUCUUCUCUGAGCCGAGAUCCCUCUGCCUUCUCUGAGCUGAGAUCCCUCUGCCUUCCCUGGAGCUGAGAUCGCUCUGCCUUCUCUGAGCCGAGAUCCCUCUGCCUUCCCUGUUGCUGAGAUCCCUCUGCCUUCUCUGAGCCGAGAUCCCUCUGCCUUCUCUGAGCCGAGAUCCCUCUGCCUUCUCUGAGCCGAGAUCCCUCUGCCUUCUCUGAGCCGAGAUCCCUCUGCCUUCUCUGAGCUGAGAUCCCUCUGCCUUCCCUGUUGCUGAGAUCCCUCUGCCUUCUCUGAGCUGAGAUCCUUCUGCCUUCCCUGUUGCUGAGAUCCCUCUGCCUUCCCUGUUGCUGAGAUCCCUCUGCCUUCCCUGGAGCUGAGAUCCCUCUGCCUUCCCUGUUGCUGAGAUCGCUCUGCCUUCUCUAUAGCUGGUAUCUCGCUUCUAUAUAGCUGAGAUCUCUCUCCUUCUUAGAACUAAGAUCUCUCCGCCUUCCUAGUAGCUGAGAUCCCUCUGCCUUCUCUAUGGCUGAGAUCUGUCUUCUCUGUAGCUGAGAUCUCUCUACCUUCUUUGAGCUGAGAUCUCUCCGCCUUCUGGAAGCCAGAGCUGUGCGUGCUCAGGGAUCCUGGAGCCAGAAGAAAUGGGCCCUGGGAGCCUUAGACCCCCUCCUCAGGAGAUAGUGACAUUCAAGGAUGUGGCUGUGGACUUCACCCAGGAAGAAUGGGGCCUCUUGAACUAUCCUCAGAAGGAGUUGUACAAGGAGGUCAUGUUGGAGAAUGUCUGGAACCUGCUCUCCUUGGGCCUUCCAGUUCCCAGAGAAGAUGUAAUUUCUUAUUUUGAGGAAAGGGAAGCACCAUGGAUGCUGGACCAAAAAGGCCUAAGGAGCUGCCCUUCAGGAGAGAACAGACUCCAAAUGAAAAAUAUUGCAGAACUCGGCCCUUCUGUGGAUGAAAUUCACAAGCAAACAUUCAUGAAUGAUGGUCCCUGUGUUUUCACUUGGAGAGAAAUCUGUGCUACACAUGAGAGAAUCCACACUGAACAGAAAUAUGAUUGUAACCAAUGUGGAAAGGCUUUUAUACAAAGUGCACUUCUUAUACAUCAGAGAAUCCACACAGCAGAGAAGUCUCAUGAAUAUAAUCAAGUGAAGAGCUAUUGUAAUACGCAUCAGAGAGUCCACACUGGAAAGAAACGUUAUGAAUGUAAUCAAUGUGGAAAGACUUUUACACGGAGGGAUGGUUUCAAUGCACAUCAGAGAAUGCAUACUGGAGAGAAACCUUAUAAAUGUAAUCAAUGUGGAAAGGCUUUUAGAGUUAAAAUUCAUCUUAUUAAACAUCAGAGAAUUCACACUGGAGAGAAACCUUAUGAAUGUAAUCAAUGUGGAAAAGCUUUUACAUGGAAGAAUAAACUUACUAAACAUCAAAGAAUUCACACUGGAGAGAAACCUUAUGAAUGUAAUCAAUGUGGAAAGGCUUUUAGAGAAAAGAGAUUUCUUACUGAACAUCAGAGAACCCACACUGGAGAAAAACCUUAUGAAUGUAACCAAUGUGAAAAGGCUUUUAGAGAAAAAAGAUUUCUUAUUGAACAUCAGAGAAUCCACAGUGGAGAGAAACCUUAUGAAUGUAAUCAAUGUGGAAAAGCUUUUACACAGAGAGCUCAUCUUAUUAAACAUCAGAGAAUCCACACUGGAGAGAACUCUCAUGAAUGUAAUCAUGUGGAAAGGCUUUUACAUGGAGGACUGAUUUUAUUAAACAUCAGAGAAUCCACACUGGAGAGAGGCCUUAUGAAUGUCAACAAUGUGGAAAGGCUUUUACACAGAAGAUGUCGUGGGAAGUCUGGGUGCUCGAGCAGAGCCCACGCUAUUGACUGCAUUCAGGCCAGUGAGUCCCGAUCGGGCCACUUGACCGAAUAUACCGCCAUAUCGCUGCCACUGGCCGAGAACAGAGGCAACAUGGCCAUCAUCUACCAAUUACCAAAGCUGUACAGUGUCAGGGCCACACAAAUCCGCAGGACCUGGACCAGGUCUAGCUGGAGGCGGGUCAAGUUAGCUAUGAUAUCCGGAGCCUUAGACCCAAGAGCCCUGGGUCUGACAGGCAUCCCACAGCAAGCCAGAGUGACUCUGGCCACCCAGGACCCACCGUUAAGGAUCUGA
Molecule: messenger RNA, 2317 nt
Organism: Sarcophilus harrisii (Tasmanian devil)
Lineage: Eukaryota; Metazoa; Chordata; Mammalia; Dasyuromorphia; Dasyuridae
Product: zinc finger protein 2
Exons: 8
Coding region: 809-2317 (502 amino acids)
Biological process (GO): regulation of DNA-templated transcription
Molecular function (GO): DNA-binding transcription factor activity, RNA polymerase II-specific; RNA polymerase II cis-regulatory region sequence-specific DNA binding
Source: RefSeq, a predicted model, not a curated record